Vicugna pacos (alpaca) is the source of this 571-nucleotide messenger RNA. RefSeq names its product ribosomal protein S27 like (gene RPS27L). Lineage: Eukaryota; Metazoa; Chordata; Mammalia; Artiodactyla; Camelidae. Gene Ontology annotation, biological process: translation. Gene Ontology annotation, cellular component: ribosome. Gene Ontology annotation, molecular function: structural constituent of ribosome. The record is from RefSeq and is a predicted model, not a curated record.
GAGUGGACCGGACCGCCGCGCCCGUCGCUCCGCUCCUGCCAGCCUCCUCUAUCCCGGAAGUUGACGCUGCGAGCCCGAUCGCGUGCUGCUCGCUAGGGGUGUCGCCUUAGAGAUCUGGACGGGCUGGGCAGGCGAAACGGUCGACAUGCCUUUGGCUAGAGAUUUACUGCAUCCUUCCUUGGAAGAGGAAAAGAAAAAACAUAAAAAGAAACGACUGGUUCAAAGUCCAAAUUCUUACUUUAUGGAUGUAAAAUGCCCAGGUUGCUACAAGAUUACCACAGUUUUCAGCCAUGCUCAGACAGUGGUGCUUUGUGUAGGUUGUUCAACGGUGCUGUGCCAGCCAACAGGAGGAAAGGCCAGACUCACAGAAGGGUGUUCAUUUAGAAGAAAGCAGCACUAAUGGCCCACACAGCGUCCUGAGUUUGUGUGGUAUCCCAGAAGCCUUAUCAGUUCAGCAAUUCUGGUUAACCUACCAAGAUAAUGUAAUUUUGUUUAAUUUUGUAACAUAUACAGCAACGCUUUCCUAUUUUGGUGUCAGUUUUUCAAUAAAGUUUUGAUUAUGGGCAAAUUA